Messenger RNA from Mercenaria mercenaria, 1636 nucleotides. RefSeq names its product WASH complex subunit 3-like. Gene Ontology annotation, biological process: exocytosis; actin filament polymerization. Gene Ontology annotation, cellular component: WASH complex. The record is from RefSeq and is a predicted model, not a curated record. Bases 108 to 749 code for a protein of 213 amino acids. The transcript is spliced from 6 exons. Lineage: Eukaryota; Metazoa; Mollusca; Bivalvia; Venerida; Veneridae.
UUGACCUGCGACAAAAAGAAAGUAGACAACACAAAUUGAGGAAACAGAGAGAAAAAUACCCCUUUUCUGUACAGAAAUUGGGUAGUAGGCCCUAUCUUUAAAUUAAAAUGGAUGCUGAUGGACUGCCACUUGUUGGUCCAGGUGUAGACUACACGAAGGUUGAAUCUAUCAGCCAAAAGAGAUUGGUAGCAUUUCUGAACCAUUUUGUGAGUCACACAGCAGGAUUUCUCAACAGGUUCUCAUGUGUCUGUGAAGAAAAACUUGAGCAGCUGUCACAUAGAAUGCAGCAGCUGGAAAUCACGAUGAAUCUUUUAGAAGCCAAGAUUUCAUCUAUACCUGGGUUAGAGAAUGUGACAGCAGCCAGCGGGGCUACCAGUGCACCUCAAACAUCUACCUCUGACGCAGGCGGAGCUCCUGCCCCACCUGCUGCCCCAGCUGCCCCACCUACUACAGAAGCACCCGCAGAACAGCCAACAGCAGACAGUGCGGCUCCACCCCCUCCAGCUGAGGAACCCAAACCUAGUAAUCCAGUAUCAAAAGAUCCCAGAUAUAUGAAGUAUUUCAAAAUGGUGCAAGUGGGUGUUCCUGAGCAUGCAGUGAAAAUGAAGAUGUCAGCAGAAGGAUUGAACCCUGACUUACUGGAUACACCAGAUGCCCCUGCCCCAGCUAGCGGAGCCAAUGAUGAUGAUGAUGAUGACUUCAGUGACAGCAGUAACAACCAGUCUGAUGACAGUGAUGAUUUUGAUUGACAGCCAUCAGUCUAAAAAUAGCAACAAAUUACAUAUUGAAAGAAGUGUCCAUCUAGUGGAUAACAAAAUAACCAAGAAAGGAGAACAUGUUGAUUAUGAGAAAAGAAAAUCUUUUGCCAUUUGUAAUUAUUUUGAUGAACUUUGACAUUUUGAUUUUGUAGGCACUUCUUUGAAACACUAGUGCUAAGUCUGAUUGAUUAUUGAUAAAGCAAUAACUAUACUUGAAAAGAUAUAUUUAAGGUUGAAAUAAUAUAAUAAGGUAAGGUUGAAUGUAAACGAUAAUUCCAUGGCGACUUGUAUAUAUGAGAGUGGGACUAGUGCAAUAAGACAACAUAGUUAAUGUUGACUGGGUAAUAUUUGUAAGUAUUUUAUUUUGCUGACUUUCACCAAUAAAACUGCAAACCAAUUCCCUAUAUUGGUGAAUAAAAAGGCUGUGAGAAGUACAACCACCUACAUGCUUAAUGUCUUAGCAGUGCUAAAUGUUCAAUGUCAAUAAAAUUGUGAAUAAAAGUUAAGCAAAAACUGUCCAGUCAACAUUAUAUUAUUUGGCAGUUUACAUAUUACUGUGUUAAUCAAUCCACUAAAUGACCUGACAUAGGCAUUAUGUUUUUGAAUUUUUCGCUACAUUCUCCAUUGAUAAUAUUUUUUCUAUAUUCUUUUAAAAAGGAGGCUAAUUGUUUACAGUAAAUUAACAGUUUAACAUAUUCUGUGUACACACAUCAAGGUAAUUGUCACAGGCAAAUUGGCUACCUAGUGAUAGGGGUAAGCAGAUAAAAUGAAAAUAAUUCUGGCUGAAAGCUGGUUAUUGUCUGUUUUGAAAAAAAGUCUUUGUUACUCUGUUAAAGACUUCAUUUUAAUGUAUUAAAUAAUAUAUAUAUUAGUUUUAA